This is a messenger RNA of Verruconis gallopava, 2016 nucleotides long. RefSeq lists its product as uncharacterized. NCBI's taxonomy places the organism in Eukaryota, Fungi, Ascomycota, Dothideomycetes, Venturiales, Sympoventuriaceae. The transcript is spliced from 2 exons. The coding region runs from base 1 to 2016 and encodes 671 amino acids. The record is from RefSeq and is a predicted model, not a curated record.
AUGACUGAAUCGAAAAGUUUGCUGCCGGCAAUCACCUGUGCUGAAGAUAUCGCUCUGCUUCAGCUACUACACACUGUUCCUUCACAGCCGUCAAAGAAUUCAGUAGGAGAGCUGAAAUGUGACUCUAGAGGCUAUACUUUGUCGUUUGCGCAGGAGCAGAGUCUUGCUGGCAUACUUGCAUUUAUCUCCAGUGUCGAAGAUGAUACUGACCACAUUACGGCGGUUUGUAUUCGCGAGGAUAGGAAGUCUUCCUCGUUAGAGGUCUUGCUUGCUGUAAACAGGCUUCACUACAACUCUGGGAACGUCUUUUUAGAAAAAGUGGAAAGAGGGUUUAAUAAGCUGUUUUCAAUGCUAAAACAAGUACACCAAGACACUGAUUCACGAAGACUCCAAGACAGCAUUUUCGAUAUAAUCAUUUCUAUGGAUUCGGCACGCAUCUUUCAACGCUUACGACUCACCCGCGGCAAACGCAAUGUACAACGUCAACGUCUUAAGGAAGUCUUACAAUGCGCCGUAAAUUUUAUCGAACAUAGAAGCUAUGAAUCCGAGCAGCUUGUUGCGACGUCUAAAUUGUUAAUAUCGAGAGCUAAAGAGGUGAUACAACUCCUGGAUGCACAUGCAAAGCACCAAGUCCCUGCUCGAUUAGGUGCGCUUGUUGAGGGAAUUUACCGUCUUCGACAGGCAGGAGAUCUAAAGGAGUUGCUUGGUCCCAUGCCCAAUACAAUUAUGGACCCAUCAUUGAAGAAGAGCCUUUUAAACAUUAUUGACAAGGUUGCAAGGUACCGAGAGGUGCCGGCAAUCCUUUGCCACAUGGCAAAGAAGAUCCCAGUAAUGCGAAAUCUGAGACUCACUAUUGCGAAGCUACCGAGGGAGGCGUUUGCACAGGUGUCUACCAAUAAAUAUGUCCCAGAGCUAAGAAGGACGCUUUCUCGUGUCCAUUUGCCCAAGAAAUUCACGCUGGAGGACGCUUGUCGAUUACUAAAACCCAAGGAGGACGUAGCUGAGAACUGUUUCGCCAACCAAACUCUCACGACAUUGAAAAGAGCCAAAAUUCAUGCCGAAGUCCAGCUUGUAUUCUACUGCCAGCAAGGUUCGGGCAACAAUAUGCCGCCGCGAAUCGUUUGUUCUAGCAAGGAUGCUUGUUUUCUUUGCAAUUUGUUCGUGACGUCAGUUGCUAAAAUGCAUACACCCAGGUCUCACGGUAAAUUGUAUCCUCAAUGGCGGUUGCCUAACCUCCCAGCCUCUAACGAGGUGAUGCAAGAUUUCAAUCGAGUUAUGGAGGACUAUAUUCGAAACAGUUUGCGGACACUAUUUGCACGAAGACAAAAGACGCUUUACCCGCACCCUAACGAGAGCACGCUUAUUACUCUCUACUCAUCGUCUUCUAUAGCGCCUAGUUCGGGAACAUCGAGAAGCGCUCGUGGGGAACAAAAGACUGCGAAAUCUUCACCAAAUAUCACUCGUGGAGACAAAAUGCUUGAAGGACUUACUCCGCCACAUUCGUCUACGAAUUCGUUGAAGAAAAUCAUCAAAGACAGCACCGAAAGCGUUCAUGCUCAAUCAUCUCGCACCUUAGCUGUAAAUCCAAAAUGUAAACAAGAGGAUAUGUCACAGAAUUUUCCCGAUCAGGGAUCGGAACCAGCUAUGCCAUCGAAGGUUGCCUCAGUACAGCCAACAGAUAAAUUGGAUCGGCAGAUGAAGCUAGUUCAAGGACAAAUUCUGUCUGAAACUAUCAAUUCAGACAGCACCUCACCUUUUUAUGUCGCAAAACAUCUUGCAGUUCAGAUCGUCGCCCCUGAGCAACCAAACCUGGCCCUAACGAGUGCUGAUAGGGUACGGUACAGCUUCCGUAUUGAAUGGCUCAACAAUCCAGAGGUGCAAUUGUUGCGGGUCCGUCGUGAUGCGUCAAUUGUGGAUUUGGAACUAAUAGAGGGUGAAUUUAUACAUGAACUCGACGAGAGGGGCAAUCUAUUUGUUGCAGCGCGAGGUACUGUCAUCAAGUUAGGCUUGUCUUGA